Molecule: messenger RNA, 630 nt
Organism: Paramuricea clavata
Lineage: Eukaryota; Metazoa; Cnidaria; Anthozoa; Malacalcyonacea; Plexauridae
Source: the annotation of a GenBank genome assembly
ACCGUUCUCAAAGAGUAGUAGUGGAUGGUGUGGCAUCUCAAUGGGCACCCGUUACAUCCGGAGUGCCACAAGGUAGUAUUUUAGGACCAAUGCUCUUUGUGGUGUUCAUUAAUGAUCUUCCUGAUUCUAUACCAGACAAAACAACUGCUGCUUUAUACGCAGAUGAUACUAAGUUGUACAGAAGCAUCGUAUCAGUAGCUGACUGCGAAGAUCAACAGCAGGCUCUGAAUAACCUUGAUACAUGGAGCAGUGUCAAUAACCUUAAAUUUAAUGCAUCUAAAUGCAAGGUGUUGACCGUGACAAGAAAGAGAAGUCCAAUAUUACACACUUACCAACUCGGUUCUAAGGAACUGCUUCGUGUGGGGCAAGAAAAAGAUCUCGGUGUUACUUUAACUAGUAACCUCUCUUGGGACACCCAUAUUAACGUUAUCGUCGCCAAAUCCAACAAGCUGCUGGGUUUAUUAAAGAGAACUUGUCCCUUGUUGACGGACGUUAAAGUUAGACGUACGCUGUAUCUGUCACUCGUUAAAUCACAAGUCAGCUACGCCACAGAAGUUUGGUCUCCAGUCAACAUACAUCUCAAAUCAAAGGUUGAGAAAAUUCAAAGAAGAGCUACCGCUUGGAUUCUGA